Molecule: messenger RNA, 5003 nt
Organism: Styela clava
Lineage: Eukaryota; Metazoa; Chordata; Ascidiacea; Stolidobranchia; Styelidae
Source: RefSeq, a predicted model, not a curated record
AUGGCAUUAUGUUCGCAACAACUAGAGAUUUGGCUUCAGAUGGGAAUAAAAACACUCAAAAGUCGGAGAAAACCUGCAGAUAAAGCAACUAAUGUAACUCUCAAACAAAAUCCAACUUUGUCUUCAGAAUCAGAAUUUGGAACCACAUCACGACUCAGCAAAUCAGAGAGUACUGGAGAAAAUGUGGAGAUUUCAAAAGAAGUUAAAAGCCCCAGAAGUGAACUCCUGAUGACUGAAAAAGGAGCAGAACAAUCAGAUAAAGAAGUAACUGAGCAAGCUGCAAAGCCAGCCCAGCAUUCUUUGUCACAAAUUGAAAAUGUUUCAUCUCAAAGAAGCGGAUCCGACAUUCUCUUGACUUGGAAUGAAGUAGCGGACAGCAACGUUCUAUACAACAUAGAAAUCUUCUGUGAUGAUGUGAAACUUGGAAAGACUCACACUACAGAGGUUCCUCAGUAUAGAAUGAAGUCACCUAUACUUGGUAAAACAUAUCAAUUCCAAGUCUGGGCUAAGGAUGAAUGGGGUAACAUUGGGGUCAAAACACACUCAAAGAAUGUUAUAAAAGUCAAAAACAUUGGAUUUGAAGAAGAUACAAUGAACCUUUACGAAUGCAAAGUUACUUUUCCGGAUGGAACAUUCAAUGCGCAAACAAAGGUCUGGAUGUCAGUUGGAUUGGACAAUUCAAUAUGCCCAGCACAAUAUCUCGCAAUCACACCAGCUCUUGACAUCAGUGCAGAAUCAACAUUACACAAAAACGCUAUAGUACAAAUGAAGUCAUGGCGCCUCGAGCUGAAGAAAGAUGACGUCGACAUACUUCACUUUACCAAUCGCACUGACUGGAACAUUAUUAAACCUGAUCAAGUCAUGCAUGACGGGACUAUAGAAUUCCGCUGUCAAAACUUCAGUCCAGUAAUUGCCGCUAUUGGACGAUGGUUUUAUAAUCCCUCAGUUCUCAAAGAAAACUUUUUUUAUCUUGUUGGCAACAACUAUAUUUACUUUACAUUUUUCACUUGGUCUUCGAGCAUUGAAAAUAGUGUCAACAGGUAUUAUGAGAGACUAGAAGCUCGACUUGUCCCAGCAAGAUUUAACCAGUUAGUUCUGAGACAUGGUGACAAUAUUCAUGUCAAACUACGAGUUAAAGAAAACCCAGAAAACUUGUGGUUCAAUGAACCCAAUGAAUAUAGGGUUCCCGUAGAUGAUGACUUUUUAAGGCGGCACAGACAUGACUUUGAGUUCAAACUCCUCACAAACUUGGAACAAUAUCCUCAAAAAGUCAUCCAAUGUGAAAUAGUGAAAAAUGAAGUUGAUAGGGAGAUAGUCGAAUUCACUUUCCCUUUGGCACCACCAAAUCAAAGAGAACCUCCACCUAUCAACUUCGAGGGAGCACAUAUUGGAAAUGUAAAUGUACCUGUGAGGGGAAUUCAGAACAAUCAGCAAAUGGAGCAAAAUGAACAACGAGAACCUGGGGCAGUAGGUGGAAAUCAAGCAAGAGAACCACAAUUGAAUGAACCUCAACAACAUUAAAGUGAUAGCGAUUCCGAUGAUCUUCGUUAAAAACAUACCUAAUUUGAAAGAUGAGAAGUGUCCCAGACUGAACACAUGCUAAAGACAUUGCUAAGUUACAAAUGUUGCACCGACAUGCCACAUACUGUUACUGUCGUAUAACGUUGAAAGAGUUAUGCUCAACAUUAAUUUCCUCAACAACCUCAGACUUAAUACCGAAUGAUCAUGCGGUUCAUACCUUAAUCCCGCAACACGUUAUGGACAUGCAUAUGUAGUGAAGUGAUUAAAUAUUAGAAAUAUAACUCUUGAAGACUGUUAUUAAUUAUAUUAUUCAGUAAUAGUAGAAUUUAGGCAAAAAUGUUAUAAUUUUUUUUGUGUGAAAUGCUGACUUUGCAUGAACUUGGAUUGUGGAAACAUAGUCAGGGCCGGUUUUAGACUGAUUUUAUCAAAUCCCGCAUGGUCUUUUUUCUCUUUUAUCAGAUAUGUUCUAAAAAAAUUAAAGUUUCAGGUCCACAUAUACGUGACAUACGGUAACACAUUUAGCGCUCCUAAUAUUACAACAAAUUCAAUGAACAAUUUAUUUACCAUUUCAUUAAUAUCCUCGAUAGAAAUAAAUGCAUCCACAUUACCUCAAAUUUAUUUUAUAUCCAGUACCAUAAACACCUAUAAAUAUCACUAUGAAGAGUAGGGACUCCGUCAUCAGAUUUCUAAUUGGGCCCCACAGUUUCUAUCACCGGCCCUGAACAUAGUAACUGACUCUUGGUCACCUUCCUUCAGCAAAGAUUUCAGUCAUCCCUCACAAGAUUUGACCUCUUGAACCUACAGGGGUAACCCCGGUAGAAUGAUAUGUAUUCGGGUAGCCAAUAAUCUUGGUAGAAUGAGUGUUUAGGGUAGCCAUUACAAUCUGUUGAAAAAACGUUAUAUUUAAUAAUUUAAACGUUAUAUUUAAUAAUUUAGAGUAUUUUGUGAAAAUCUGCACUAAAUCCCGAUUUGCAUGUCAUUCGACACAUUUUUCAUUAUUUUUCCCUAUUAUUUUUGAAAAUUAAGUGCUGCAUUAAUGCUUUAUUCUUUAAUGUACUAUUUUAGUUAACUGUAACAAACUCACUUUGGGCUUUUCCAGAACUUCAGUCCAAUAUAUUUAAUAGGUGUAUUGUUUUUACGUUGGCCAGAUUUACAAGUUAAUAUGUAGUUGUAAUUUUUAGGGUAUGUCAACUUUCAUUAUUUGUGUCAUGUUUUUCUCAUGAUUGACAACUGCUGUUCUCAAUCUCGCUCCAUUUGAAUCGCCCUUAAUUAUUUUUACCGUAUAUAAGUUUUCUUUGCAACUUUGUAUAUUUGCUUGAUUUUUAAAAUAUAACAAAACAAAACAAAAAAGCCUCAAAAACUCAAAAAAAAAAAAUUGAAAAAUUGAAAAAAAAAAAAAAAAGUUUCUUACACAUGAAAUUUUACUCAGAAAUUUAAUUACCCUAUGAGCAUAGUCACAAAUGACCAAUGAAGUGUCAAAACCUCACAAGACUAUAAAGACUUCUAGUGUAGAAUUACUCAAUGCAUAAUUUUUUGUUUCAUGCUUAUGUAUUCAAGUUUGUAGCAUUCUUUCCGGUGCUCCAGAAGUGUGUGUACCAACAUGGGGGUAACUAAUUUUAUUUGCUUAUUUUACUUACAUCAAGUUGUGUAAAGGGGCUGAAACCUAUGGGCAGGGGUAAUGUUCAAUUGGCCAACACAAACAGUCCCCGAACUCGUAAUAGAAAUAAAAUAAGGAAAAUCAGAAUAAAAUUUUAGCCUAACCUUAACCUGGUACACAUACUUCGAGAGUACCUUAUUUUCUGUAUAUUCAUGUAUUCCGCAUUUUUUUCAUAUUCAAAUAGUUGAUGAAAUUGAAAAAAUUUGUGUUUGAGACAUAAUACCAUCAUUGAAUUUCAUUGUUUUGUUAUUUUUGCCAUUUAAAAAAGUUUUUAUCACAACAUUUUCUCAAUCUAAGCAAAAAUCAUUGUAUCAUUUUUAUAUUAAUUCAUUGUUCAGUGCUCUGUAUCAAAAUUGGCAGCAUUAUUUUCUGUAUAUUUGAGAUCUUUAUGAGUAGCAUUACAUCAUAGGAAGUCCCAAGUUUAAUUCAGGGAUUUCUGUGAUUACCUCCACUUAUAAAAAUCCUUUUUUUUUAUGUUUGUUGUCUCACUGAUUUUAAUUGACCAUGAAAUAAAUAUUUAUUCUAAAAUUUAUUUAAAUUUCAAAUAAAUACUUUUUCUCUGAUCUAUAUAAGUGAUACAUGUAGCAUAUUACAAUGAUCUGUUUUGUAAUGCUUAUUAUUGUAAAUUUUCAGCAUUUAUUAUGUAAAUCAGCUUUUGACUCCACAUAUUUUCCUAACUUUUAAAAUAGAAAAAAAAAUGAAAAAUAACAAAACUGGAAUAAAAUUGUCAUGUAUUCCCUAAAUAUCGAAACAGAAAAAAAAAUCAAAAAGGUGAACGGUCAAGUGAUCCUUCAUAUUCCCAGCCCUAAGAAUUACAUUUCUCUGGCGCUCCAGGGGUGUGCGUACCAAUAGGGAGGUAACUAAAUUUGUUUGCCUACUUUACAUCAAUUUGUGUAAAAGGACUGGAACCCAUCCACAGGUCGAUAUCAACUAGGCUAACACAGACAGCCCCCGAACUUGUGAUAAAACUAAAAUACUGAUAAGGUAAAUCGAAAUAAAAUUAUGGCCUAACCCUAACCUGGUACACAUACUACAGGAGUACUAACAAGCUUAUGGAGUAAUAGAUUUGAUUUUGAUUCUCUUGCCAAAGAAAAAAUAAUUCUUGUUUUCUUCAUCAAAUUGAAUUUGUUGUUAAACCUUAUUCAAUGGUUCUCUCACUAAUGUGAAAUGAAAUAUAUAUCUAUAUAUGUACAAUAAUUCAUACUGUAGAAGAAAACUCUAUGUUAUGUUUCGGUUCAAUAUACACAUUUUAUACAUUAAAGUAUAAUUUCAUGAAGCUAAAUAUGCUGUUUGUGUCUCAAAACUGAUUCAUCUACAGCUCAUUAUUGACAGCAAUCUUUGGCUGAGAAAAACAAUAUAAUAUUCUCUACGCUUGCAGACUGGUCGAGUGGAUAUUAUCUCUCAUCUUUUCCUCUUUCGACUUUUGAGUAUGACAUCGCAGAUAUAACAAGUCUGCUGUCCCAACUCCCAAUCAGUCUUGUUGUUUUUCCUGUUUGAAAUGAAUAGAAUGGUAAUUCGUGAUAUCAAGUCAUUAUUGAAAUUGUCAUUGAUUCCUGAAAUUAAAUGCAUUGACUUUUGCUUUAUAUGUUAUUUUGAUUAUUAUGAGAGUGGAAUAUUUAUUUCUAACAACUUUAUGAUACAAAAUUAAAUUAGCAACAUGAAGCCCAGUAUACCAUUUGGCCUGUAUAAUCUAUUAAGUCCCUUCAGUCAAAAAAUGUUUGUUUUGAUUAUAUUUCAAAUUCUGUGUGAUCUCUUGUUUAUUUGUAGUAACAUCUGUAUAAUAAAUGAUCAGUGUGAUAGACCGGGACUGAAUUCAACUAGUAGG